GAUUAUAAGUGUUACUGAUUUGUUCAGAUGAGAAGUUCCUCAUUUCAUGCAAUUGGAGAUCAUUUCUGGAUUUCACUCACAUGUCCCGAGGCAUGAAUAUCAUAUAGGCAAUCUUUGUGCGAGAUACGACGUCAAAAAGAGUUUUCAAUCGAAGGUUCUCUCGUUUAGUUCUCCACUCAAAAGCCUUGGUUGAUGAAAGUUGCGGAUUCGAUAGACGGUUUCUCAUUCUGUUUAGAAACUCUAAUAAUUCGCUUUGAAGAGGAAGAUAAAUAUAUGAUUUUCGAUUUAAUUUCGAUCAUUAUUUGUUCAGACUUCGACAUUUCUUACACAUUUAUCAAUCACUCUACCCGAGUUUCCUAUUUCAUCAAAGCAAGCAUCAAAUAUGAAUCCUCUGCCACACAAUCAGUCAAGUCUUGAAUGUGGUAUUCGAAAGAUUAUCGCGACUGGAACCAUUCCUGCCCCGAACGCGUAUUGGCAACCAAAUUUCACCACAUCAAUAACCCCGAUUAACUGUUGGUCUCACAACGACGAACAUCAACAAAUCCCUCUCUAUACCGCUCUUGCCGCUGGCUGUAUAGCAAUUGAAGCGGAUUGCUUCAUUCCUUCCUACUACAGUUCCUCUCGCUUUCUCACCUCAUUACUCUCAUAUUUCACAUCUUCGUCAAAACUUGUAGUGUCCGAAAAUGAUCUCCUCGUAGGUCAUGAAACAUCAGAGCUUAAUCCUGCAAAAACACUCUCUAGUCUUUAUUUAGACCCACUUCUGGAGAUUUUGACCCAACAGAACAAAGCUGCAGGAAAUCCAGAAAAGAAAGUAGGAGUUUGGAAUGAAAAUCCACAUCUAUCGUUACAUUUGACAGUCGAUUAUAAAAGCAUCUCCUCUGGACAUGAUGGAAUAUCCAUCCUCUAUUCUCUUCUCGAGCCUCUUCGAACUGCGGGUUUCUUAACUCACUAUGACUCGGCUACCGAGAAGCUGAUUUCUGGUCCCAUAACCAUCGUUGGAACUGGCGAUGCCGACUUUGAAUUGAUAUGCGGCUAUGAAAGCAUAUAUAUCUUUAAAGAUGCUCGAUUCUUCAAUUUCCUGUCUUCUCAAAAUCCAUUUAAUUCAUUAUACGUGUCGGGUAACAUUUCUAAAUCUAUUGGUCGAUUUUCAAAAUCCAAAGGACCUACAAAGAAGCAAGUCAGAAUAAUAAGGAAUGAGUGUAAAGAAGUGAGAGAGAGGGGACUGAUACCCAGAUAUUGGGGAGCUCCUGAUAGCGAGGAUUGGUGGCGAAUAUUGGUUGAGAGUGGAGUUGAGGUAUUGAGCUGCGAUGAUCUUGAUCGUGGAGGAGAGUGGUUAAGGGGCUGUAUUAUCAACGGGGUAGGAGUAGGAGCUUCAUGGAAAGAUGAUAUCAAAGAGAGUGAUGUGGAAGGUUGGGACGAGGGAUUGUUUGGAAGAUGUAUAGUCUCGUGAAAUACGAACUAAAGAGAUGAAAUUAGUUGACUACUUGAAAAGUAUCACGAUCACAUACUAGAGCAUAUCAAUAGAGGUCAAAUAACUAGAAUAAGAAAACUGAAGAGUAAAGAGAUCUUGAAGGGAUCUCUAUCUCUUGUAUAAAUUAUAUCUAAUAUGAAAUGGACCACA
Messenger RNA from Botrytis cinerea B05.10, 1621 nucleotides. RefSeq lists its product as hypothetical. The record is from RefSeq and is a predicted model, not a curated record. The transcript is spliced from 2 exons. Lineage: Eukaryota; Fungi; Ascomycota; Leotiomycetes; Helotiales; Sclerotiniaceae. The coding region runs from base 383 to 1450 and encodes 355 amino acids.